AAUGUUUAGCCCACACAAACACACAAUCACACACAGACACACUCACCCACACUCACACCCACUCGUACACUUACGCACACUUAGGGAAGCAGAGGGAUUACAAAGGCACAGAUACCCAUAUGCUGCCCUGGGAUGGAGAAUAUAAAACUAAAUAAAAGGAGAACACAAGGUAGCUGCGACCAAGGGACCAGAGUUGAUAAUGAAUCCCCAGCAGAACAACUUGGCAGCGGCUCCAGUCGUCCUCUCUCUGCCCUGGUCCGUCUCUAUGUCUAUGCGCUGCACGGCUGCCUAUGUGAGGUGGCCUUCACUGCCGUGUUCGACUGGUGCAGCACCAGAGACAGGAAGCUGGCAGGUCACAGCAGCCUGUGGGCGCUGCCCAUGUACGCCACUGCAAUCUACCUCAUGGAGGGCCUGAGAGCACGGCUGCUCGCUCAACGUAAGCCACUGCCUGUGCGUCUGAUGGUCUACACCCUGUUCAUCUACUUAUGGGAGCUGAGCUGGGGAGCAGGGCUGGGGUUGCUGGGGGCCUGUCCCUGGGACUACUCUGGUUAUAGGUACAACCUGAGAGGACUGGUGACGCUGGAGUACGCUGUGCCCUGGGCUGUGGCAGCUUUUAUAGCAGAGCAGCAUGUGAUCAAGAACACUCUGCGGAUAAGACUGCACAACUGAACUGGUAACUGUCUGGAAUAGUGUCCUUUCAAAGACAAGAAAACAUUUAUGGACAAUGUUUUAGGAUAUCAAAGGGACAACUGUUUAUGGGUGGUCUGUUGGAUUGUCUUUAGCUGGUUAGUGUUCACUGGUUGCUUAGAAAAGUCACAAAGAUGACAUGACCCCAAGUUUCUAUAUCCAUUCUCUUCCAUAAUCCUAGCUGCCUGCCGCCAUUACGCUAAGAUAACAACCUGUGACCAAACCAUAGACCACUUCUUCCCACUAUUUAGAACUGAUGCUAAACUAUCACAGAUACAAACGCCACCAUCUUGUCAUUUGGAGCCAUUUGGAGUCUGUGCAUUAGAGAUCAGGGGAUGGAGCCACGGCUUUAAGUCCCACCGAUACACACACUUGACUGAUCUUGAGUCAGUCUCAGUUGUCAAUCAUGACCUUGCAACCCAUUUUUAUAGCAUUGAAAUAAGUAAUAAAACCAAACUUAGCUGUAAAAGAAAACAAAACUGACAGAAAUCCUCUUGAGAAAAAUAUAUUGAUGUUUACUUUGACUUUUAAUUUCAAUCCAUGUCCUGUCCACUAGCAUGGGGCGGGGGGGUUAUUACCUGCACUUCAGCCAGCCACUAGGGAGCAAUCAAUAUGCUUUGGCUUCAUUUUCAGAGAACUAUCAUGUCGUCUAUCUUUAUACACAAUCUUGGGAGUGAAUGGGUACAUUUCCCAAAAUAUCAGAUGUCAAAUGUAUUGCUUUCAAAUAUAAUAAAAUAUAAUUUUCCCAUUUUAAAUGAUCAAGUUAAAAAAAACUGUAAUGGUACCAAGGUCAGUGGCAAACUGCCCGUGGUUGAAUAAAAUAGGUGAACAGAAAAUGUUGUACAUUUCCUGAAAACAGACCAUUUCAGUGAUCAAAUUAAACGAUUCAUUUACCGAUUUUUGCCCUAUUGGAUGUAAAUCAAGCUUUGAAGGUUAAAGCAAAUUAAAAAUUCUGCUUGUGUCAAUAA
Molecule: messenger RNA, 1655 nt
Organism: Platichthys flesus (European flounder)
Lineage: Eukaryota; Metazoa; Chordata; Actinopteri; Pleuronectiformes; Pleuronectidae
Product: transmembrane protein 229B-like
Exons: 2
Coding region: 133-669 (178 amino acids)
Source: RefSeq, a predicted model, not a curated record